AGAGUUGGUACGGCCCCCAAGGUGGAGUUCGAAGGCCACACAGGGGUAUAUAUAAGAAGAGGGUGAAGUCGAGGCAUCAACAGGUCUUGUCUUCAGAGCAAGCAGCAAGCAAGCAGCCAUGAAGGUCUUGGUCAUCCUCGCUCUCUGCCUAGUGGCCCUCGCAGCCGCACGCCCUUCGGACAUCGUGGACUUCGAGUUGGACAACCACGAGCAGGAGCAGGAGGGUCAGCCAGGAAGGGCCGUCGAGGGCGAGUACUCCUGGGUAGCGCCCGACGGCAACGAGUACUACGUCAAGUACGUCGCCGACCACCUCGGCUACAGGGUCGUCGAGGACAACGUCGUACCCCAAGCUCCCGAGGCUGACCUCCCCGAGGUCGAGGAUGACUAGGAGUAGACUAUUAAAUGGCUGAGAUAUGCAUGAUUUGAAGAUUGGCUUUGAAUAAAGAUUAUUUUUCCAUAAAAA
This is a messenger RNA of Macrobrachium nipponense, 463 nucleotides long. Its product is annotated as cuticle protein CP575-like. The coding region runs from base 119 to 388 and encodes 89 amino acids. NCBI's taxonomy places the organism in Eukaryota, Metazoa, Arthropoda, Malacostraca, Decapoda, Palaemonidae. The transcript has 2 exons. The record is from RefSeq and is a predicted model, not a curated record.